AUGACUGAAGAAGGGAAUGAAACAAGUUUUGCCUUUAAUUCGCUAAUCAGAGAAUGUGAGGGUAGACAAUACAACCUGACUGAAAAUAAUCACCAGAAAUUAAUGGAAAAGAUUGAAGAUAUAAGGAAAAGAAACAACAGUGCCUUCCUUAGCAUCAAAGAGGAUGGAGCAGCAUUGAAACUUGACCAGUCACUGCCAUCCUUAAACCUGGUUCUAUAUGGGGGGAGAGGAUCAGGAAAGACCUCAGUAGCCAAGGCCAUUCUAGGUCAGACAGAUCUUCUUUCAGCCUCCAGCUCAUCAGAGUGUGUUAGAAACCAGGGAGAAAUGUGUGGACGUUGGGUUUCUGUGGUGGAAAUGCCUGCACUGAAUGGAAAACCUCAGCAGGAAAAGAUGAAGGAAUCAUUCAGGUGUAUCUCCCUCUGUGAACCUGAGGGUGUCCACGCCUUCAUCCUGGUCCUACCUGUGGGUCCCCUCACCGAUGAAGCACAGGAAGAGUUACAGACCAUACAGGACACAUUCAGCUCUAGAGUCAAUAACAACACAAUGAUUCUGUUCACUACAGAUUCAGAUCCAAAACAUCCAGAUGUGAUAAAGUGUCUUAAAAAAGAUAAGAACAUCAAGGAGCUCAUUAAGAGAUGUGGAAAAAGAUACCUUGUUGUCAACAGCAGUGACAGGAAGCAGUUCUCUAAAGUAAUAGAUUUUGUAGGGAAAAGGGAACAAAGCUGCUACACAUCAGGAAAUCUAUUUGAAGGCUACUUGGAUAAACUCCAACAAAAAGAGGAAAAAAUUGCCAGACUACAGAGCCAACUUUCCAAGCUGUUACCACAGACUGGGUUCAGAGAUGAAGACAAGUGGACUCGUGAGUGCAUCAGGAUUGUUCUGAUUGGAAAGACUGGGUCUGGGAAGAGCUCUUCAGGAAACACUAUUCUGGGUAGAGAAGAGUUUGAAGCCAGUAUAAGCUUUAAAUCAGUCACAAAGUGUAGUAAGAAAUCCCUGGGUGAGGUGGACGGCCGUCCUGUUGCUGUGGUGGACACUCCUGGUUUGUUUCAUUCCCUCUUUUCACACAACGAAAUACAAAAAGAAUUGUUUGAAUGCAUCAGCCUUUUGGCUCCAGGCCCCCACGUAUUCCUGGUGGUUUUACAAAUUGGAACAAGACUCACAGAGGAAGAGAAGGAGACAUUAGAACUUAUUAAAAGAAGUUUUGGAAUCAAUUCUGAAAAAUUUAUCAUCCUCCUUUUGACAAGAGGAGAUUUGCUAAAAGGUCAACAGUCCAUCGAGGAGUAUAUAGAAAAUGACUUAGAUGAUUCCUUUAAAAAGCUUAUUAAGGACUGUGAAGGAAGAUACCAUGUCUUUGACAACUGCGACAUCCAAAACCGCAAACAAGUAACAGAGCUGAUGAGAAAGAUUGACAACUUGGUGACUAAAAAUGGAUGCUUCACCAACGAGAUGCUGCAAGAGGCUGAAACAGCCAUACAGAAAAAAAUUCUGCAAAUUCGCAAGGAGACAGAAAAAGAAAAGCAAAGAGAAAAGGAGAAAUUAGAGGAAGGAUACCUCAAGGAGAAGGAUGAGAAUGAGAGAAAAAUUAGACCAAAAACUGAAAAGUAG
This is a messenger RNA of Cyprinodon variegatus (sheepshead minnow), 1605 nucleotides long. RefSeq names its product GTPase IMAP family member 8-like. Lineage: Eukaryota; Metazoa; Chordata; Actinopteri; Cyprinodontiformes; Cyprinodontidae. Gene Ontology annotation, molecular function: GTP binding. The transcript has 2 exons. The record is from RefSeq and is a predicted model, not a curated record. Bases 1 to 1605 code for a protein of 534 amino acids.